GAACAUGUAGUCGUACAUCCUAUGCAACUCACACCCGAACACUUCCUCGGUUUGAUUAUGCUGUUGAAAAUUCGGUUACGGUGAUGGUAAUUAGGUCAUCCCACCCAGCAUCUACAGCAGCAGCUGCUGAGAAAGUUAUAGGUGAUCAUUAUACUUUUGGCGAUUCAGGCUGUGAUGGUUACAAUGGCUGCAAGUUACAACACAUUGAUGCUGUUGUUAGUGUAGCAUGUAUAAAGCCAGAUUUGGCUCUGUCAGGAAGUAAAGACAAGUGUGUUGUGUUGUAUGAUUAUAAAAACAAAAAGCAGUUGAACAGAUGGGACUGUCACUCAAGUGCAAUAACAAGGGUGUUAUACGGAGCAGCCUCAAAUAAGAUUUUUAGCAGCUCAAGAGACAAAACAAUAAAGCUUUGGCACAAAGAUAAUUUAAAUGUGGAGAGGGAAUUUUCUGGUCAUUCUCUAGUGGUAACGGCUAUACAUGUAAAUUCUAGUAACAGCUACCUGUGCAGUGGGUCAAGGGACAACACAGUCAAGUUAUGGGACAUAGAAUCUGGUUCAUGUCUUAAAUCUAACAACAUUCCACAAAACCUGGUUACAGAUUUGAAAUUUAUGCCAGGGGAUGCUACCAUUGUCCAGACAGGAGAAGAUAAAGAAGUUAGAGUAUUUGAUACUCGCACGUUACAGCCAGUGUUCAGCUUUCCCAAAAAACAGUACAUCCAGAUGUGUUGUGAUGUGGAUAAGAGUGGCCAUUACAUCAUCUCAUCCAGUAAUGGAUUCUCUGGCAAUGGUUGUGAGUUAACGUUAUGGGAUAUGAGGACAAGAAAACUCCACAAAGAAUUCUUUGGCCAUCGUGAAGCUGUAGAGGCUUGCAUGUUUGUACCUGGCACUCAGCAGCUUGCAUCAGCAUCUCGUGACUUGACUGUUAAAAUCUGGAACAUGUCCACAGGAGUUAUUGAAGCUGAAUGUAUACUAAGUGGUUGUGGCCCCUUGACAUCCCUAGCAGCUAAUGAUGAUGGAAGCUUACUGGUAGGUUCAUUCAAUCAAGGUGUUCAGUUGUUGCAGUUACAGAACAAUUCACUGACCAAGCUGAUGCAUUUUUAACAGUUGUGUUCCAACAUCUAGAGUCACUAUAAAAAGGAUUUGAUGCUGUCACUCCUACAUUUAAAUUACAUAUAAGCUGUUUAUCAUUUGUUGUUGUAAAGAAUUCAGUUUUAAAAUGAUAUUAAAAUGUUUGACAGUUUAUAGCUUAAUCAUUUAAUCUGUACAUAUCCUUCACCUAGUUGUAUAUUUAAAUAUUUUUUAAUUAGAUUUUUAGUAAAAAAUGUCAUUCAAUUCUACACAGGAAUGUUAAAAAAUGUUUAAUUUACUGAAAGCUUUUUAUGUGCUCAUUAGAUUAGAAUAAAGAAUAUUAUUUUUAUUCUCUUCUCAUGUUACAGUAUACCACAGGUUUUGCUAUAAUUAUAUAUUCUACUUUUUAGUGUUUACAUUUUAAAGUAUUUUAUAGAUUAGUUUAUAGCUGAUAAUGAUUAACUUGUUAAAAAUGUCUUAGGUAACCUGAUUCCAUUAAAUCAAAAUCACUUUGGUCACACAAAACUGAAGUCAUUUUAUUCCCAUUUUAUGGCAGGUCCAGGUUUGGCUUUUUUUCUGUGACUCAUUGUACCAGUAUUGUAUUUAUUUUGUGAUAGCUUAUCAUUUUGCCUAUGUAGCUAACAGUUGAUACUAUUCACAAUUAGUUCAUCUUUUUAAUUUUACUAGAAAAUUAAAGAUCAAUUUGUGCAAAUCAUCCUCUUUGUCAAGGUUUGAAUUUUGAUUGUUUUAUCAUUGUAAAAAAAUAUCAGACAAGAAUAAAUAAAUAU
Molecule: messenger RNA, 1852 nt
Organism: Physella acuta
Lineage: Eukaryota; Metazoa; Mollusca; Gastropoda; Physidae
Product: WD repeat-containing protein 31
Molecular function (GO): protein binding
Source: RefSeq, a predicted model, not a curated record